AUGGAUUCGAUUCUUCUUCCAAAAGUUAUUGCUAAUCUACCAUGGUCAGAAGCCCGACUACUAUUACAAACAAAAUAUGAUUUAUCAAUUGAUGAAACUGCUGAAUUAUUUUGUGCUAAAUAUAUGCAUGACAGUCGAUUGUGGACACGCGGCACUGAAGAACAAAAAAUAAUUUUAACACAAAAUCGUGGUACAAUAUAUGAGAAACAACCACCAUAUCGUUUGGUUUGUUUACCAUUUUAUAAAUUUUGGAAUUAUAAUGAACCACUUUCUGCUGUUCAAACUGUUGGAACUGCUCAGUGGACAUAUUAUACAGAAAAAUUAGAUGGUUCAUUUUUUAAACUAUAUUAUUUCAACAAAGAAUGGCAUAUUAGUAGUAACAGUCGAAUUGAUAUAAAACAAUUUCGAGAAAAGUAUGUCCAUUGUGGUAAAACAAACGAACAAUUAUGGCAAGAAGCAGCAACAGAAGCUAAUCUUGAUUAUUCAAAAUUAAAUCAACAAUAUGCCUAUUUUUUUGAACGUGUUCAUCCCGAAUAUAAAAUCGUUAUAAAAUAUGAAAAACCAAUGUUGUAUCAUUUAGGUACGCGUGAUAUGUCUACUCUAGAAGAACUAGAAAUUGAUAUCGGUGUACGAAAACCUCGAGUAAUUCCAUUUUCAACAUUCGAUGAGUGUUUGGAAUAUGUGAACCGGAUGCGUUUUGCCGAAGGCGAAGGUAUAGUAGCCUGUGAUCUAAAAACAUAUGAUCGAAUUAAAAUUAAAAGUCCAUCUUACUUGCUUGUACAUUAUCAGACAGUUGGAAUGGAAAACAAAAAUAAACAAUCUCAAUUUUGUCUAAAUAUUUGGCUACAAGGUGAAAAACAAGAAUAUUUAACUUAUUUUCCUCAAUAUACGGAUAAAUAUAACCAAAUUGAACAGCAGAUUGAACAAGUGAUUAUUAUUGAUCUUAUUAGUGAUUUUUCCAGAAUUUAUAGUAGUGAAGAUAAGAUUUUCUUUACUAAUUUAAACAAAGAUCACGUGUCAAUGGGUAAGCCAGAUCUGGAUCGGAAAAGACAAAUAUUGAUCAUGAUUUUUCAACAAAAUAAAAACUGUGAUUGGAAUAGUCUAACGAACGAAGAAAAGUUUAUGGCUGUUCGAAACAUUUUGAGACAUCGAAAUAUGAUUAAUAACAGAAAAUUUACAUUUGAAAAAGCUCUACGCUCACUCAUCAAACAGUCGGAAAAUGAAAUCCACAGCUAG
Molecule: messenger RNA, 1236 nt
Organism: Didymodactylos carnosus
Lineage: Eukaryota; Metazoa; Rotifera; Eurotatoria; Philodinida; Philodinidae
Source: the annotation of a GenBank genome assembly